CUGGAUUAAAAAAAAAACAAAAAGCUGAAAACAUCAAAAUGAUGUUCUCUGAAUUUUUAAAAACUCAACAAAAAUUCUCAAACAAAAAAAAGAGAACGAGUUCUCUGAAUGUGUUCUCUCUAUCCUAUAGUGUAAUCAGGUUUUGAAUUGCAAUGGGCUUACUCCAGAUUUGAGUUCUAAAGAGAAGACAAGUUGACAAAUAAGACUUACAUACACAGGAAGAUAAUUUUUGCUAUGGCAUAUUGCUAGAUUUGAAAUGAGUAUGACAACUGAGAAUAUAGAUGAUGAUACAUGCUUGUGGGGACCAACUAUAGAGAAAUUUUUUAUUGAUAUCAUGGUUGAUGAAGUGAAUAAGGGAAAUAUGACAAGUGGUCAGUUUAGCUCAAAGACAUGGGCAAGAAUUCUUGAGGAUUUGCAAAGUAAAAGUAAGCGAAAGUAUGUAAUGAAACAAGUUAAGCAAAAGUUUCAUAGGUUACGCACCAGGUAUCGUGAGUUUUCUGAAUUGUCGAAACAAACUGGAUUUGGUUGGAGUCGUGAAAAAGAUACUGUGACUGCUCCUGAAGAAGUAUGGCAGAAUUAUAUAAGGGCACAUCCAAGGGCAGCACAAUAUCAAAAGAAAGGAUGUGAUCAUUUUAGAUUGUUGGAACUAAUUUUUAGUAAAUCAACUGCGACUGGUUUACACCAUCGUUCUGCUGCUUCAGGUCCACCCAAUACUGAUAGUAAUUGCUUGUUGUACACUUCAUAAUUUUAUUCGACAACGCACCCAAUAUGAUCAUAUGUUUAGAGAAUGGGAAGAAAAAGAACUUGAGAGUGAAGACAACAUAGAAGGAUGGGAAACCAGUGUGUCAAGAUAUGAAGUUAAUUUGUCUGAUGAAUCUGCUGCGGCAAUGGCACGUGUUCGAGAUCGUAUUGCUCAAACUAUGUGGACGGCUUAUAAUAAUAGAAAUUAGUCAAUUAUAUUUUAAUGUUUGAUGAUACAUUCAGGAUUAAAUUUAUUUUUAUAAGGAUAUAUUGUAGACUAAUGGUUAUUUUACAUCUAUUUUAGAUUAAAAAAUUCUUUAA
Messenger RNA from Cannabis sativa, 1062 nucleotides. Its product is annotated as L10-interacting MYB domain-containing protein. The coding region runs from base 257 to 745 and encodes 162 amino acids. The transcript has 4 exons. Lineage: Eukaryota; Viridiplantae; Streptophyta; Magnoliopsida; Rosales; Cannabaceae. The record is from RefSeq and is a predicted model, not a curated record.